AUGUCCCUGCGAUUUCACAGUAGGGAACCGAGAGGAGGAAGAAGCGAACGCGAGCAGGAGCGCAGCCCUCUCCGGACCUCUGGGGCUCUCUUUGCAACUUGCCACACUCGCAGCCCUCACCCGACUCUGAACAACAACUGCGGGGAGGAAAGGCCACUUGCAGCCGGGGCUCGCAAACUGUCGGUUCCACUCGGACAGCGCCACCCCGGUGCCCGCAGACGCGAACGGGAGGGAGAGGGCCACUCCAGCCCCGCGCGCCCCCGGCAGCCGGCUGCCCCCGAGCGCGAGGAGAGGGGACGAGUCCGGGGAGCUAGCGGGGGAGCGCGGGGCGGUACCUCCGCGCUGCCUGGGCGCCAUCGCCGCACCCUGCUCGCGCGUCCUGGGCAGCUCGGCCAACUGCUCCCCCCACCCACCUGGAGCCCGGGCCGCCUUCGCGCCCGACUGCGGGGGGCGAUCGCGCCCCGCCCCAACCCUGGCGGGGUCUCCCUGGGCACGAAAGGGUUAACCAUAGCUCGCUCCCUCCCGGAGGCUGGGUCUGGCAGUGGCUGGGUGUGGAGAAAGCAAACGAGAGCCAGUUGGGUUACCGACUCCGCGAAGCCCCCUCGGACCCCAGCCCCGCGAGGGAGGGUGGCGGAGGGUGGCGCGCCGCAGCGUGGUCCUCGCCAUUGCCGCCGCGGCUUUGUAAAGUGUCAGCGGGGGCGAAAGCGAGAGUUUAAAGGAACAGGAGGCCCAUUGAAUUUCCUACCGGGGCUUUCAGGGGAUCUGGCUCCCCGGUUUGUUUUUGUUUUUUCAGCUCGGGGAUCUGUUUCCGCGUUAACCCUUGCCGGCCCUGUCGUUAGUUAUAUUAUUUUGCAUACAGUUAAUCAUUUUUGAAAGGGAUAAAUACAAGGAAAAGAAGCAAAGCGCUAUUGGUUAAAAGUACAGGAUCUAAAGCCCGGAUAGCCUGGGCUGGAAUUUCACUUGCCCCGCAAUGAGCAAUUUAUCUCCUAGCCUCAGUUAUCCAUCCAUCAAAUGGAGAGAAUUAGAGUAACGCCCUUAUAAGGUGGUUGCAACAGAUUGGAUGAGUUAACUGUAUAUUUAAUAAAUGUAGAACAUUGCCUACCGCAAAGUAUGUGGCUUUAAGUGUUUCCGAAGCAAAAGUGAGAGAACACUUCAGUCACGUAACAAAUUUCCAUGUGUUCUAAGUUCCAGUUCCUUUCCACUCCAAGCUCUGAAGAGUCUAUGGAUGCUGUCAAUAGAUGUCUCAGCUUGCAGCAAAACCCACUGGAAGUGUAUCCGGAUAAUCAAUCUACCUUUGCAAAUGUGAUGCUCAAAGGAUGGCUCUCUCACAAGAAAUAUGUUUCCCCUAAUCCAAUACUCAGUCUGCUCUUUAUUUCAAACGACAGACAUACACGAAUAAACACAAACAUAUGUCAUGCCUACAACUCUUUAUUAUGCCAUGCCUACAACUCUUUAUUAUGCCAGUACCCUGGCUCUUUCCUGAGCUUUCCUCUCAUAGGUUGAUUUCUACUUAGGUAACGAUUUUUCUACUUAGGUGACGAUUCUUCUAUUUCUGCUUAACCAGGAGUGUUUAAAUUCCAUGUAAUAUUACAUCUGAAUUUGAGUACCUAGAUACAUACCUGCUUAAAAUCAAGUUUGAAAACUGAAUCUUCUCAUCAAAACUUGAUUGUGCGGUUGACCCUUGAACAACAGGGGUUUGAACUGGGAGGGUCCGCUUUUGCAUGGAUUUUCUUCCUCCUCUGCCACCCCUAACACAGCAAGACUAACCCCUCCUCUUCCUCCUCCUCUUCAGCCCACUCAAUGUCUCUUCCUCCUCCUCUUCAGCCCACUCAAUGUGAAGACGAUGAGGAUGAAAGUCUUUCUGAUGAUCCACUUCCACUUAAUAAACAGACCUGUCCAAAAUUGGAACUUGGCUAACAGGAUGCUGAAGAAAACAGCAUGCUCCCUUGGAAAUGAGAUUCUAUACAUGCUGUAGAAUACUUGACAUUUAUUAUAAUCUUUUCUUAACUAUUCAGGAAAUAGUUUUCAUCCAUUUUAACAGGAUUUGUUAAAACUUUCUACAAUUGCUGUCAGAUAAAGGGAAAUUGCUAUUAGUGAAUUGCUUUUAUUCAGUCCAAAUAUUAUGACCUUUCUUCUAGGUCUCAGCAAUUCCUCUCCCUCCUCAUUUGGUAGGGCUAAUUUUUGACCUCUGGUAUGCAAUUACAAGACUCGUUUGUUCAUCUUGGCUGAUCUGCUCUCAGAAUAAACUGGAAUUCUAUUGUACUGUUGAUGGGUAAUUCCAGCUUUUUGUUCUUUAAAGUUUUAAGGAGAAAAUUUUAUCAAUUCUGCAUUUGAAUUGAAUAAACAUCUUUUAAAAACUUA
Messenger RNA from Macaca mulatta (Rhesus monkey), 2361 nucleotides. Lineage: Eukaryota; Metazoa; Chordata; Mammalia; Primates; Cercopithecidae. The record is from RefSeq and is a predicted model, not a curated record.